This is a messenger RNA of Plasmodium gonderi, 945 nucleotides long. RefSeq lists its product as hypothetical. The transcript has a single exon. Gene Ontology annotation, molecular function: protein binding. The coding region runs from base 1 to 945 and encodes 314 amino acids. NCBI's taxonomy places the organism in Eukaryota, Apicomplexa, Aconoidasida, Haemosporida, Plasmodiidae. The record is from RefSeq and is a predicted model, not a curated record.
AUGGAUUCAUUGUUGGAAAGCUGUACUCAAAGUAACCUAAGGAAUUUAAAAGAAGGCAACAUUAAAUAUGACCAUACAUUGGAUGAAGAAAAGGAGGGGAAUGAAAAUAUAGACACCGAUGUAUAUGACAGUGAAAAUAAUGAAUCAUCGAAAAGUUAUUUAAAAAAAAAAAGUGUCUCAGGAGAACAAAAAGAUUGUAGUAAUAACUCAGGUGUAGAAAACGAUAAAAAGAAGAAUUUAAUAAAUGAAAGCCCUCUUGAUGUCGAAGAAAACCAAAAGAAGUUUGCAAAGGAUUCAUUAAACACAGAAUAUUCAGAAGAUGAAAAUGAAAAAGAAACAAAAGAUGAUGCAAAUGAAAAAUAUAAUAAAGGAGAUUAUGAAGGGGCAGUUAAAAUAUGGGAAAGAGGAUUGAGGUCCAUAAAUUAUGUUUUAUCAAAAAAAGAAGAACUAAACAAUGAAAGGUUAGAAGCUUUUCAAAAGUUACAAUCCACUUAUUGUAGUAAUAUUGCUCAGGGGUAUAUGAAAUUAAAUAAAUAUUCUGAAUGUGUUAAAUAUUCUUUGUUAGCUCAAGAAAAUGAUAAAAAAAAUGUGAAAAUUUAUUUUAGAUUAGCUAAGGGAUAUUUUAUGUUAGGCGAAUUUGACAAAGCAAUACAAAUCCUGAACGAAGGAAUCAAAAUUGAUAACGAUUUUGCUUUGGUUAAUUUACUAGCUCUUGUGAAAAGAAAAAAACAUCUUCAUUUAAAAAAGGAAAAACAUAUGAUGAGACAUAUUUUUGACAAUCUUAAGAACAAGCCUUUGAUUAAUGACAAGGAUUGUACGAAUUCAUUUUUCAAGCCUGUCUAUUCUUUAAUAUCCGUACUACUCAUGUUUGUGUGUGCAUUCUUUGCUCGUCUUUCCAGCCUCCUUGUUCGCAUCUUUAAAAAAUGUAAAAUGAAAAGUUCGUAA